Messenger RNA from Mesocestoides corti, 447 nucleotides. The record is from the annotation of a GenBank genome assembly. Lineage: Eukaryota; Metazoa; Platyhelminthes; Cestoda; Cyclophyllidea; Mesocestoididae.
AUGGAUUCGGACACUCACCACAGGACUCGUGCGAUGAUCCUUCCGACUCACAUGCUUCAGUGGAGUUGGCAGCAUGCACGAAGUGUCAUUUGGUUGGCGCUUCGACAAAUCGAAGAGGCUUCAGAGUUGAUGGCGAAGUUAGAAAGUGCUUCAGUCCGUCUCAUGACCUUCAACUGGCAAAUCGUCCACGUCGAGUUAAGGUUCUUCCUUGUGUACCUCAACGCCUCCAGGCGUGCUACUCCGGUUCCCCUCGAUCGCCAGACGGUCAUCAGUUGGAGCCCACCCCCUCACCAACCUAACGCGGUUUACGCCCGAAUGGACACGCAAUUUACGCUCAACCAUGGCGACCUUGGUGUCGGUCAUGUGGACAGCGUGGCUACGGUUUUGUCGCUGCUGACUUUCGACGUGACGAUGUUGUGUAAACUCAACUGUCCAGGCUCAGAAUAA